Molecule: messenger RNA, 2381 nt
Organism: Planococcus citri (citrus mealybug)
Lineage: Eukaryota; Metazoa; Arthropoda; Insecta; Hemiptera; Pseudococcidae
Exons: 4
Coding region: 344-2086 (580 amino acids)
Molecular function (GO): protein binding
Source: RefSeq, a predicted model, not a curated record
CGUUGAGCUGCGUAUGCCAGCCAGCGUUCAACCAGUUCGCCAGUUUCAAUCGGUUUAGAACGUUUAUCGAGUGAACACUGUGUGCGGUCAUUGGCGCAGAACGUUUUAUUUUAAAACGUUGGCGCGUGUUUCGUUCGUGUUUAAAAAGGUUUUCUUUUUUCUUGUAUAUCUGGUGUUAAAAGAGUGUAAGUUGCGGAAAACCGUCGAAAAGUUUAUAGUGAAUUUUGUUUUCUGUAUAGAAGAAAAAAAAAAUCGGAAAAAUACCAACACUCGUUAUUUUUACGUAGAAUACUUUUUUUCUUCCAAUUUUAUAAAGAGUGGGUAUGUUCCGAUAAUCGUCUCGAUGGCUCCGCGAUUACAGCCGCCUACGCUGCUAUCAUUAGCGCACAGCAAAGUUGCCCAAAAUUUGGCAAAUAUCUGUCGAGUAUUGCAUACGUUGGCGCAAGAAACCUGCGUCGCUCAUGUACUCAAUUUAACCAAGAACACGUUGAGGCCAAUUUGGCAGUCAACGGUGCCGGCCUCCAUAAGGGCCCAACUACUGGAACAGACUACGUCGUUAUUAACCCUGCAAUCCUCCGAUAACGCCGGAUCCACGACUGGAGCCGCUCCUCUAUACCUGCUGGUCUUACUGCUGGCCAAAGAUAUCAAAAAAAUACGCAUCGAGUUGUGUUGCUACUACGGAUGCAGCCAUCAAACAACGUUGCUCAAAUUUCUCGCCAACGAAGGCAAAGGACUCGAGUCGCUGGAAUUGGCUAGAUCAACCUUACUAAGACUAGAUCGCUCAUUGCUCCAAUCAGUUCUGCUGUCGGCCACAAAUCUGAGGCAUCUAACGUUCAAGAACAUAGCCAACGAUAGUGUUUUACAAAUUAUCGGACACCACUGCCCUAAUCUAGUUUCGUUGGAUGUUUCGCAUUCGAAAGAAGUCACAGAUGCGGGACUGCAGCAAUUAUUUUUACAUGUCGAAAUACGAGAUAAAUUAUGGAAAUCUACCAAGAAACACGUGCAGAAAAAUCCGCUCGUUAGAUAUAAAAAGAAUAUUCAUAACUUUACCAAAUUCUUGAAAAAACUCUGCUUUCCGUCCCGUGAACGAGACACCCUAUCAAAAGACCUAGUUACCAUAUUAGAAUACUGCGAACUACGAAACAACCUGUGUUCGACGCUGAAAUACCUAAACAUAGCCAAUACCGGAGUUACCAACGCUGGCAUUUUACUGGCCAUCCUUCAUGUUCCUGGUCUCGAAUCCUUAGGCGAAUACUGCCACAUCGGCAGAGCGCUGGAACUGCUCGAGCAAACCAUACGUCAAGAUUUUUCAAACCAUUACUUUCAAUUAAAAUGCGUGAACAGUUCGCGAACGACGCAACAUCGCUUAGAACUAAUUUCCGAACGAUUUCCUCAACUGAAGAAGUUGAAAAUCACCGAACCGAUGUACCUACCGAAAUCCUUGUUCAUUAUACCUCGCACCGUAGUCUCGCUCAGUUUACAAAGUAUCCCGUCAAACGAACAAUGGCUACAGAGCAUUUUCGACUUUCUAAACGGGCCUCACGGUCAAGUGCUGGAAGAACUUUCAUUACGUUUCUUCCCCGGAGACCUUUUACCGUCGGUAGACUUACACGAUGUUCUACCAAAUCUUCGAAACCUGAGGAUAUUCAAUUUAGACGGUGCCAAUGUUGAAUGGCGGACUGACGUCACCUUACCUCAAAUGGAUAAUCUGUACAAAGUACAAAUGGGUAAAGUGGUCAUGAUGAACGUCAUCUGCAACCUUCUCAAAUGCUGUCCGGCGUUACGAAUAAUGCACAUAUACUCGUGCAAUCAAUUAGACUUUAGCGAUCUCUUCGAUGCCAAACCAUCGCCGAGAUUAUCCGAAAUCGAAUGUUUCUAUAUUUACGAAACAGCCUGUCUAUCAAAGACAUUACUCCAAUCGAUAGUCGAUAAGUUACCAAAUCUCAGGCAAUUCGGAAAUAUUCGAAACUGCGGCCUAGAAUCCGAAGACAUUCAAGCUGUCGAUUCUUGGAUCGUUCAGAAUAAUUUUGAUCUUCAAUUGUACGCCGGUUCGCAUUGGUUCUCGUCGUCGUGCUUUCCGUUAUAAGCCAUUUUCAAAAUAUUAUAUUAUUAGAACCAUUUAUUCGUAUAAUUUUUCGUAACUUUUCAAAUUGUACUGUGAUACUAGAUUUACUCUUUCCCCCGAUCGUUUUAAUAUUGUAACCCUGAUAAAUUAUUUUUUUAACGUUAUCGAGGCUGCGUACGAUGGAAGUCGAAUAAUAUCAUCAAUGUGUUCCAGUAUUUCAUUUCUUUAAAUUAAACAUCUUUGAUAAUUUUGUAAUUUUUUUUUCUAAAUUACAUGAUGUUUUUUUUUGGAAAUUAAAUUGGAUUAUUUUGUUUAA